Molecule: messenger RNA, 3429 nt
Organism: Phytophthora sojae
Lineage: Eukaryota; Oomycota; Peronosporomycetes; Peronosporales; Peronosporaceae
Exons: 5
Coding region: 1-3429 (1142 amino acids)
Biological process (GO): potassium ion transport
Cellular component (GO): membrane
Source: RefSeq, a predicted model, not a curated record
AUGACGGACUUGGUGGCGGCCGUGGCCCCGGCCUGCUCCAUCACGGACGACUCGGCCGGCUGCUACACGGCCUCGUGGUACCUCAUCUGGGACCAAGUGCGCUACUGGCUGCUCAUCCAGGUGCCGGUCGUGGCGCUGUCCAUCGUCUACGAGUGGCUCGAGCUGGCCUCGCACCGCUACGUCGAGCGGCUCCGCAAGCUCUGCGACUCCCCGCUCACGAACGUCGUGAACUACCUCGUGCAACUCGUCACCAGCUUCUAUGUCUGCAUCAACUGGGUUGUGCGAGGUGGGUCGCUGGCGGUGAGUUUCUCGUCGUGGUCGGUUGAGUCGCUCUUCCUGAUCGCGACGGGCGUCGGAUACGGCAUUCGGUGGCUGGCUGCAAAGAACAAGGUGACAUUCGUAUUGCAGCUCCACAACCUGUUCGACUUGCUGUCUGUGGUUGCCCACUUCGCCAUUUCGAUCCAGACGAUCGUGGUGGGGACUAAGCGCCUACGGUCGUGGCUGGAUUUCGGAUUUAUCCGCUCGUACGUCGGCUAUGUGGUGGUGGAUCACUUGUUCACGAGAUACCCGAACAAGACCUUCUUCUCUCAAGUGCUGCUCGUCGUGUUCAAGGCUCUGUGUCUCGUGUUCUUCUUCGCUGCAGUGCUGUUCUCGCUUGAGCAGCUUGGAGAGCUGCCGCACACGAACAGUUUCCUGCUCCAUGUGUAUGAGUGCAGUAACGAGGACGGCACGGAGACGAUUCUACGAGCAACGAACGAAGGCUCCGAGGCGUACCCGAACUGUGACGAGACGUGGAGUUUCUUCUCGUCCAUUUACUUCAUGUUCGUGACGGUGUCGACUGUGGGUUACGGAGACUUCUCUCCACACACGGUGCUGGGCCAAUUGACGGUGUGCGUGAUCAUUGUGUUUGGUAUCUAUACGUUCGCGAACGAGUCGGCCGCCUUCAUGACGCUGUACGGAGACCAGCGUGGAACUCUUGUCAAGUACGACGGCUCACGAAACACCGUACAUGUUAUCGUAACAGGAAACCCGUCGGUCGCACAAACCAAAGAUUUUAUCCGCGAAUUCUUCCACCCUGACCACGAAGAGGCAUUCCAAGCCUCUCAUUCGCACAGUGACAUCCCCUUGAAAACCCACGCUCGGUACGGCAGCAUUCAUGAAGCCUAUUCCGCGAUGGAAGAAGGAGAAGUGAACGAGAAGAAGCGGAAUGUCAAGCCGCUGGUUUCAAAAUGGAUGCGCCGUGGCGGGAGUCUCAUUCGCGAGACACAUAUCGUGGUGUUGAUGCAGUUCGACAAGGCUGGUGAGAACGCGUCGUACCAGCGAGAAGUGAUGGACUUUGUGGAGCAGAACCCACGGUAUCACAAGCGCGUGUUCCUUGUGUAUGGAUCACCCCUCCGCGAUACGGAUCUGAGGAACGCGCAGCUUGACCGAGCGAUGGCUGUAUUCUUUUUACCCGACAAGUACUCGGAUGACGGCAACAAGGAAGACGCCGCCACAGUUCUUCGAGUACUCUCAGUUUCCCAGCACAAGCAAGAACACACGCAGUUGUUUGCCAUGCUAGCGAACUCUGACAAUCGGACUCUUCUGGAGGCGACUGGCCUUAGCAAGGAGAAUUUGGUGUGUGCGGACGAGAUCCGACUGGGUCUGAUGGGCCUCAGUUGCAGAUGCCCCGGCUUGUCCACUGUGGUGUCCAAUCUGAUCACUAGCCGCAGUGGGGAACUUCCGAAUGUGCCGCCAGAGCAAGCACAUUUGGUGAAGCCGUGGGUGUCCGAGUACAUCUCCGGUGCUGCCAACGAGAUCUACGCUUGCUGCUUGACCAAGCAUUUCCACGGUAUGAAUUUCAUCCAAGCCACCAUGCACAUCCACAGGCAAUCGAAUGGGCUAGUGCUGCUGAUCGCGGUUGAGUCGGAUGGAGAGAUCGCGUUCAAUCCUGGUCGGUGGUAUCGCAUUGCUCCUAGCACCAAGGCUUACCUGAUUGCCGAGUCGAUCUGCGCGCUUGAACCUUUUGCCGGUACACCAACGAUGAGUACCGUCGCGGCAUUAUCCUUGAACAUGGCACUAUUGCAGAGCCGCGGAAACUUGUUAAGCAGAGCUCGUCGGGCGAAGCACAACGUCGAAAGGCGUAUCCCCAAGGACAUUCGUGAGUACAUCAAGCGGUGCGCUGCCAGUGAUGAUCCAUCGCAGAUCCCGUCUUCUCCUUCGCGCCAGUUGCUUGCAGGUGGCGGUCACAUCGUCGUGUGCAGUAACAUCGGAAACGAGAGCGGAGGCCAACGCUCUGUCUCAAGACUGGUGAAUUUCCUUCGACCUCUACGUGCGCCGCAUAUUGAACGGGUCGUCCCAGUUGUGAUUGUAGACGCUGGCACUUUCGACAGCGUGUCGUGGCUGCAGCUGAGAGACUUUGGCGAGGUGUACCAUGUCCACGGCUCUCCGCAGAACCACCACGUUCUUGCCACUGCUGGGAUUUACACCGCGUCUUCGAUUGUUGUCCUCGCCCAAGGCACCGAAGCUGGGUACGACGAUUCCAAGGCCAUUUUUAACGCUAUCCUCGUCAAUUCGGCGCUGCAGCGCAGCAAAAUCUUCACGAUCAUCGAGCUCCGAGAUGUUAGCAACAACCGAUUCCUGGAUCCAGUACCCAGCUUCGGGUCGUCUCGGAAAAUCCAAGGCGGUGCCUUCAUUGGCACAGACGACGAGUACGAUGUGAAGUCGAGGUUGUCGAGUCACCGAGGUCCGUUAUCGUCUGCCGGUGUUGAUAGCGUGCAGUACAGCCGCGCUUCAACUGUCACGAAGAAGCGCAACUGGGUGCAGCGUAAGUCGGCGGUGUUCAUGCGCGCGCUCUCAGCUGUGAACACGUUUUUCCUUGGUAGUUUGAGAACUGCAGCCCAGCAAGUGAGCACGUAUGGAGCUGAAUCGGACGAUUCGACGGCAGCAACCAUCGAAAGCUUGUACAAUGGCGACAACGGCGACACGUUCUUCCAAGAACGCUUCAUGAAUGGCGCGCUGUUCCCUUCCUACGUCGCCGACGACUUGUUGAUCCAGAGUUUCUUCAACCCGUCGCUGAACAUGUUCAUCCGCAAGAUUCUGGAUGGAAAGAGCUGCUUCGUGCUCUACGACGUCCCGAGAGAACUCCGUGGGCGGCAGCUGCUGUAUGGGGAGCUAUUCGAGUACAUGACGUCUGGAGUCGCGCACACGCUCCCGAUCGGGCUGCUACGCGCGAAGGGCGGACCCGGAGGCGCGCCUUACCCAUACGUGUAUACCUGUCCGUCGUCAGACACAAUCGUGUAUGCUGCGGACAAAAUCUUCGUGCUGAUCAAUGUGAUGGCCAUCAACCGUCUCGCCAACAAGCUGCAGCGGCGCUUCCGAGCUCGCACCAAACCCUCCAUGACGCUGGCAGACCUCGUCGAGAACAUUUCUCGACCUUCCCAACUGUAG